Molecule: messenger RNA, 1112 nt
Organism: Bradysia coprophila
Lineage: Eukaryota; Metazoa; Arthropoda; Insecta; Diptera; Sciaridae
Product: caspase-6-like
Biological process (GO): positive regulation of neuron apoptotic process; apoptotic process; proteolysis
Cellular component (GO): cytoplasm
Molecular function (GO): cysteine-type endopeptidase activity
Source: RefSeq, a predicted model, not a curated record
UUUUUUUUGUAAUCAGUCAACAACAUUCAAUCGAUACAGUCUUACUUUUAUACGAUUGCUGACAAUGUCGAAUCCAAACACAAUCCGUGUCGGUAGUGAUUUCAAAGGAGUGUCGAAGGGAAAAAUUAAUUACGGCGGGAAGAAUAGUGUUACUACUAAUUCUGACUCAAAUUCCCAACCAAACGUUAACAUCGGUAGUACAUUUGAGGGCACUCAAGAAGUACAGAGUGAAAUAAACUUUGCUGAAGAAAACCAGCUAAAUGUUGCAACUCAAGAACAUACAGACCAGAAACCAAAUUCCGAAUCAAGUGAACCUUCAACUCCAAAGGUUAAUGCUUACAAGUUGGAGCCUAGCGAAUUGAAAGACCUUGGAUUUAGCAUCAAUGGUCACAUGACAAUUUUCAAUCAAGAGUUUAAAAAUGCAAGAUUUUUUCGUGCCGGAAGUAGUAACGACGUGGAAUAUUUGACAACUACAUUCAGAAAACUCGGCAUAGAACCAUCAGUAAAACCUGAUCUGAAAUACAAAGACAUUGUCAAGGAAAUUGAAGCGUUAUCAACAAUCGAUUUCUCCACCUAUAAACUAUUCGUGUGUGUCUACAUGUCACAUGGUCACAAAAAUGGAUUCGUUUCUGCAGCAGAUAAAGAAUUUAAUCUGAGAAAUACCAUAAUCGACCCAAUUAUGGGAAACAAAAGUCUGAAUGGCAUUCCAAAGAUUUUUAUAACGGUGGCAUGCAGAGGAGAGCACAAUUAUGAGGAGAGUGAUAGCGUGGAAUUCGAUGGGCAUAUUACAAGUACGGCAAAUGGCAUCGAUUACAGUAACUGCAUAAUCAGCUACAGUACUUAUGAAGGUCAUGUUUCCAAGAGAAAGCGUGAUGGGACUUACUUCAUACAAAGUCUUUGUGACAACAUCAAUGAAGACAAUGGUAAUGCGAAAAUUCAUUCACUCUUUGCCAAAGUAAACGGGAAAUUAGCCGAAAUGUACAAGCAGGUUCCAGUGUUUGAAACCUCAAUGGGUGACAUAUCCUUCAAAGAUCUAGCAUCCGCUUCGAAUUAGGUCAGCCAUUAUGGCUAAUAUGGGCGUUCUAUUAUUUUAACUUACAAAUCGUCGAUUU